This is a messenger RNA of Aspergillus luchuensis, 1137 nucleotides long. It is a transcript of the gene AMT16, whose product is annotated as 3-deoxy-7-phosphoheptulonate synthase. Gene Ontology annotation, molecular function: 3-deoxy-7-phosphoheptulonate synthase activity. Gene Ontology annotation, cellular component: cytoplasm. Bases 1 to 1137 code for a protein of 378 amino acids. The record is from RefSeq and is a predicted model, not a curated record. Gene Ontology annotation, biological process: aromatic amino acid biosynthetic process. NCBI's taxonomy places the organism in Eukaryota, Fungi, Ascomycota, Eurotiomycetes, Eurotiales, Aspergillaceae. The transcript has 4 exons.
AUGUCGUUCUUCAUUGAAAACCCUAAUGUCGGGGACAGAUGCUCCCUCGAGGAUUCCAGAAUCCGUGGAUACAACCCUCUCACACCCCCCAACCUCCUUCAACAUGAAAUCGCCAUGACGGAGAAGUCCCGGCAAACGGUCAUGGAAGGUCGUGAGGAGGCUAUUGCUGUCGUCCAAGGAACAGACACCGACCGUCGCCGUUUGCUGGUUGUCAUCGGCCCUUGCUCCAUCCACGACCCUGAAAUGGCCCUCGAAUACUGCGAUCGCCUCAUGAAGAUGAAGGAGAAGUACAAGGAUGAGCUGCUGAUUGUCAUGCGCUCCUACCUCGAGAAGCCCCGUACCACCGUCGGCUGGAAGGGUCUCAUCAACGACCCCGACAUUGACAACAGCUUCAAGAUCAACAAGGGCCUGCGCACCUCCCGUCAACUCUUCGUCGACCUGACCAACAAGGGUAUGCCCAUCGCCAGUGAGAUGUUGGAUACCAUCUCCCCCCAGUUCCUGGCCGACUGUCUCUCCGUCGGCGCCGUUGGUGCUCGCACCACCGAGUCCCAGGUCCACCGUGAGCUGGCUUCGGGUCUGUCCUUCCCCGUUGGUUUCAAGAACGGCACCGACGGCUCCCUGGACGUCGCUGUCGAUGCUAUCGGCUCUGUCAAGCACCCCCACCACUUCCUGUCCGUCACCAAGCCCGGUGUCGCUGCGAUCGUCGGCACCGUGGGCAACCCCGACUGCUUCGUCAUUCUCCGUGGUGGCAAGAAGGGCCCCAACUUCGAUGCUCAGAGCAUCGCCGAGGCCAAGGCCAAGCUGAUCGCCAAGGGCAUGCCUCCCCGCCUUAUGGUCGACUGCAGCCACGGCAACUCUCAGAAGGACCACAAGAAUCAGCCUAAGGUGGCUGCUGUUCUGGCCGAGCAGAUUGCUGCUGGAGAGACCGCCAUCAUGGGUGUCAUGAUUGAGAGCAACAUCAACGAGGGCAACCAGAAGGUCCCUCCCGAGGGCAAGGCCGGCCUCAAGUACGGUGUCAGUAUCACCGACGCCUGCAUCCACUGGGAAGAUACGGAACUUGUUCUGGAGAACCUGGCACAGGCUGUGCGCACCCGCCGGGAGAAGCUUGCUGUCAAUGGCAACGGCAACUCCCAAUAA